Molecule: messenger RNA, 1113 nt
Organism: Trichomycterus rosablanca
Lineage: Eukaryota; Metazoa; Chordata; Actinopteri; Siluriformes; Trichomycteridae
Gene: gpr183b
Product: G protein-coupled receptor 183b
Exons: 1
Coding region: 13-1113 (366 amino acids)
Biological process (GO): G protein-coupled receptor signaling pathway
Cellular component (GO): membrane
Molecular function (GO): G protein-coupled receptor activity; oxysterol binding
Source: RefSeq, a predicted model, not a curated record
CACUGCACGACCAUGUCAGCGCCGGCAAUCGACUCCGUAUCGGAAAAUCUGACGUGCACUGACCUGUACGCCCACCGCACAGUGGCGCGGGUGCUCUUUCCGCUGGCCUACUCGAUCAUCUGCCCGGUGGGAGUGCUUGGGAACGCCCUGGCGCUGCACGCCAUCUUCUGCAACUUGGCCAAGCUCAACUCCAGCACGCUGUACUCGGCCAAUCUGGCCGUGUCGGAUCUGCUCCUGUGUCUGGCGCUGCCGAUCCGAGGGCUCUACUACGCUCUGGGAUUUCACUGGCCCCUUGGGGAGGGGUUAUGCAAGGUCACGGCACUGCUUUUCUACGUUAACUGCUACGCCGGGGUCAAUUUCAUGACCUGUCUGGCUGUGGAUCGAUUCGUCGCAGUGGCCCUGCGCCCCAAGUUGGCGGGGCUUAGGAACAUGCGGAACGUGAAGUUAAUUUGUUUGAUGAUGUGGUUGGUGGUGCUGGCGCAGACUUUGCCAUUACUGAGCAUGCCGAUGACAAACCAGGAGCCCGAUGGCACUAUAACCUGCAUGGAAUAUCCUAAUUUUGAGCACAAACUUGAAGGCCUGCCCUAUAUGCUGAUUGGCGCUGUGGUUUUAGGAUUUGGAAUACCACUGGGGACGAUCCUCAUCUGCUACUCGGUGCUAUCGCGCAGGUUAUGGCUAGCUGCCAAGGCUAACCGCCUGACUGAACGUUCUGGGAGGACUCACAAGGCAAGGACGGUGAUUGCCGGCGUGGUUCUGGUGUUCGUCGUGUGUUUCAGCCCGUACCACGUCGACCUGCUGCAGUACAUGAUCCGGAAGCUUGCGUACGAGCCGGACUGCGAUGAGCUGCGAUCCUUCCAGAUAUCGCUGCACGUAACAGUGUGUCUUAUGAACUUCAACUCGUGCCUUGACCCGUUCGUUUACUUCUUCGCCUGUAAAGGCUACAAGAGGAAAGUGCUCAUGCUUUUGAAGAGGAAGGUCAACACUUCGAUCACCAGUGCAGGACACAGUUCACAUGAAAGUUCAGGGACUCAAGAUCAGCAAACUAUUUUUUUCAGAGGGAACAGUCACCAAAGCAAACUCACAGCCCUGAAUGCCAGAGCGAACAGCUCCUGA